Messenger RNA from Dracunculus medinensis (Guinea worm), 459 nucleotides. The record is from the annotation of a GenBank genome assembly. NCBI's taxonomy places the organism in Eukaryota, Metazoa, Nematoda, Chromadorea, Rhabditida, Dracunculidae.
AUGAUGCAAUUUAUGCUUCUGUUCAGUCGUCAAGGUAAAUUGCGAUUACAGAAAUGGUAUGUGGCUUAUCACGAUAAGAUGAAAAAGAAAAUCACUCGUGAAUUAGUGACGACAAUAUUGGCUAGAAAGCCGAAAAUGUGUGCCUUUCUGGAAUAUAAAGAUUUGAAAAUUGUAUAUAAAAGGUACGCUUCAUUAUACUUUUGUUGUGCAAUUGAACAAAAUGACAAUGAAUUGCUUUGUUUAGAAAUUAUUCAUCGUUAUGUGGAACUUCUAGACAAAUAUUUCGGCAGCGUUUGUGAGUUAGAUAUAAUUUUCAAUUUCGAGAAAGCUUAUUUUAUUCUGGAUGAAUUUAUUUUGGCUGGUGAGAUUCAAGAGACGAGUAAAAAGCAGGUUUUAAAAGCAAUCGCUGCGCAGGAUCUCAUACAAGAGGUUAUUUUUUUACAGCAUCUGAAUUUUUAA